AUGUCCCAGGCUUUGCUACAGGCCAUCAGUAUGAGCAAGUUUGAUGGUUCUGAUGUCAAUUCCACAUCGAUGACACGUUUCGCAGCGAACGCUAUGAUGACUGCCGAGAAUUCACAGUGCAGCAGCAACUGCAGCACAAUCGUUAAUACACCUACGGGCAGAUCAGCACGAAUGCGUUGCACUUCAGCGACCUCUAGUUUGGAACUAGGAUAUUCGCACACGGCACAAAACUCCGCAAUCUUUUCGGAGACAAUCAGUUUUCCAAGCACUAUUUACGACAGAUGUAAGAAGACAGGUACUGAUAUUGCGAGUGAGACGAGUGGCAUAUAUACGUUGAGAAGCAAUGAAAUACAGGACGAAAGAAUCGGCGAUGAUUUAUAUUCAUCUACUAGUGAGAUCAACGAGUCUUCGGCAGCGAGCAAUGUUUGUGUUCUUAGCUGCGUUCAAUCCGCUACCGACGAGGCGUCUGUUACGUCUGGCUUUUAUACUAUCCACAGCGGGUUGCAGUCAGAGAGUAGCGAUGUAUAUAUUGAGAACGUCGGCACGGAAGAUCAGGAACCGAUAUACAGCAUAUGUAAAGAUGAUGACGAAGUCCUACUAAAUCAACAACUCGAGAACUCGCGUUCACGUAGCAAUAGUAUACUCAGCGCAGGCAGCUUUCGAGGCGACGGAAGUGAUCCGUCCAGCGUAAGACCACUUCUAUCAGCCGACGAAUUAUCAGAUCUGAUAGUAGGUCGGUAUCCUCCACGUAAGACUAUCAGCAAUUCUAUGGAUUCGGAUUGCGAUUACGUGACUAUGCCACCGCCUCCCCCACCACCUUCACACCCACAACCACUUAGCCCGGACAACGAUCGACAACUGCCGCUGCCGCCACCGUAUCCGAUAGAAAAUAUUGAUUACGCGACGAUUAAUGUUCAGAAAAAAUCGAGCAAACCGGAAAUAGAUCGAGAACGGGAACCACCGCCACCACCACCGCCGUAUAACACGAUUCGAGAUGACUUUGUUCCAUUGCCACCCAGACGGACCAAUCCGCCACCGCCUCCGUAUACCUCACAACGAGAAAAAAUUCAGAUACCGCCGCCCACACCGCCGCGGAACGACGCGGUAACGCCACGAGAACCACCACCGCCUCCACCGCCUUAUCCCGAUAUGUCAACGGUGUCCAGUCUCGUUCCGAGGAUUACGAGGACCACCAACGACAUUACAGUAAACCUCGCACCGAAACCACCCCCUAGGAUACAACCUCCUACUUACCCAGGUGAUAAAAUGAAACCUACUCCGGUACACGCUCCGGUUGCCGCUCUCGUGGUGGGCCCAAACAAUUAUCUGGAUGUGCAUGCCUCUCGAAACGGUCCGGCGCUUUUACCAUAUUUAACAGCAAUGCCACCACCGCCUCCACCGCCGAUGGUACAUCCGCGACAACCACCGCCACCACCAUCGCCGCCACCGCUGCCGCCACAACCGCCAUCCAGUCUGUCGACUGUUUAUACGAAUCAAAUUACUCGAUCGCAAAUAGAACAAUACAAACAGCAGCUCUAUUCUGAUGUUGACUAUGUUAUGUUUCCGCUCAAAGAUCCAGCAGUGUCGAAGCAGGAAUACAUCGACGCCAAGCAAGGUUCUCUUCUUGCAGCUAUGGCCGCCUAUCCGCCACCGCCGUAUCCGUCUUUUAGCAAAUCCUCAGUGAUGUAUCGUAGUACGCCCUAUCUUCCCGGUUCUUCCUUUUCCUCGCAGUCCAAAUAUGCGUCUAAUCAAAAUUUGAGCACUAGCGACAUCAACAAUUCUGGCAGUAACUAUCUGUUACAUAAUAAUCUAAACAGUCAUUAUGCUGCUAGCACGAGCUCACUGUACAGUGGCCCGAGCUGUUCGUCCAGUCACAGUCUCAGAAGAGAACCUUCUGUACUAGCUGAUCCUCAUACGUUGCACAUAUUGUCGCGGACCAGGAGUGAUGAGAACAUUCUUAAAUGUUUGGAUACUUUGGUCACGGGUAAAAUGCAAUCUCUACCACAAUCCAAACAUCGUAGGUUACCGCCGCCUCCGCCACCACCUCCUUAUGAAAUACAGAAUCUUGACAAAAAUCAGCCAUUACCAUCAGCUUCUUCGGCAACAGCUCCUUCGUUGAUUGCCAUGAAAUUGUAUAAACCUAGCAAAUCUAGCAAUGGCAUAGACGAUAGUGACGAGAACGACGAUAUGCUAGAUAUUCGAACGCUUCGCGAAAAGAGUCGCAACUUAGACUUACCAUUAAUCUCCGCACUAUGCAACGAUCAAUACUUGCUGAAGCAGACGAAAGCCUUUGUCUUACCAAAGCAUCCUAGCGAAACCACUUCCAUCUCAACAUCAAUGAAAAAUAGCAUACGGAGCAGUAACGGAGCGACCUCCAGCAAAAACAAGUAUCCGGUGAGCGGAUUGUCAACGACACAAAUUCAGAAAUCACCUAAGAAGUCCUCAACGAGCACUCAUAAGCAUCCUUCUGAAGCAAAGAACAAUUCUUGUAAGAUCAACACUUCCACUACAGGAAUUUCAACGAAUAAGGAAGACUUUACAUCUCACUCUUAA
Molecule: messenger RNA, 2553 nt
Organism: Formica exsecta
Lineage: Eukaryota; Metazoa; Arthropoda; Insecta; Hymenoptera; Formicidae
Product: protein expanded-like
Exons: 4
Coding region: 1-2553 (850 amino acids)
Biological process (GO): positive regulation of hippo signaling
Cellular component (GO): cytoplasmic side of apical plasma membrane
Source: RefSeq, a predicted model, not a curated record